Messenger RNA from Petromyzon marinus (sea lamprey), 2191 nucleotides. The record is from RefSeq and is a predicted model, not a curated record. NCBI's taxonomy places the organism in Eukaryota, Metazoa, Chordata, Hyperoartia, Petromyzontiformes, Petromyzontidae.
ACAACAACACGCGGAAUAACUUGUUCCGUGUGUGAGCUGUAUAAAGUGGAGCACACGAGUGAAGGCGAAGUCGGUGAGCGUGCAGCCACUCACACGACGGGCACUGCGUCUUGUUGGUCUCACAGCAACAACUCAACUCAGGCGUGAUCAUGAGUCUCCUCGUCCUCAUUCUACUUUUGGGUCCUGCAUUUUCAGGUCUGGCUACUGCCGCCUACGCAAAGGACGCGCAUUGCGAGGGCGAUGGUGGCGUGUGCCAGUACACCGACGUGGCGUGCCACGGAAAGAACGUCAAGGGCAGGUGCGGAGGACCCGCCAACCGGCAGUGCUGCAUGCCAGCAGCAGCAGCAGCGACCGGCAAUGUAAAGUGGAAUACGAUUUGUGAUGGCCAAACGGCCAACAAGCUGAGAGGCUGCGACAAAUAUGGUUGUGGUAGCUAUGGGGCACGUCGAACUGGCCACAAACACAUGGGAGUGGACGUGGAGUGCCCCGAUGGCUCUGUCGUGAAUGCACCAUUCUCAGGGAAAGUGAAACGCCAGGCCAAGCCCUACAAGAAGAACAAUGCCAUCAAUGAUGGAGUGGAGUUUUACAACGAUGACUUCUGCAUCAAGAUUUUCUACAUCCAUCCUGACCGCUAUACCGGCUCAAUUUCCAGCGGCCAUAAAGUUGGGCGUCUGCUGAAAAUGCAGAGCGUUUACCCUGGAAUCACCUCCCAUGUCCACAUCCAGAUGUGUGACAGCUCUAAGGAUCCAACACCUUACAUAAUCUAACGGAGGCAUCAUUUUCAUGAGAAUUACUUUGCUUUUUCAGCCUUUGCUAUAUGUGUAAAUCAUAUCCCAAAUAAAACAAUGGAUCGACAAAUUACUUUGUGCAAUGUAGAGCACACACACCUCCGGUUAGCACGGUUGGCUACGUACGGUGCAAAAUAAGUUCAACACACAUACAAUGAAACACGUGUGAUAUUGCAAAGCAUUUACUCGGCAUUUAUAUUACAUAUAUUUGACAGUUUUAGACCUCGCAAACACAAGAUAAUAUACUUCUUUGUGCAUGUGGCUAAAUAUAAACGUUAAAAAAUAAGCUUCGAUAUUUAGGUUCAGUUUAUUGUGCCAAUUGACGGUGUUUGUAGAGGCAGUCUGUAGCUCCUUCCUUUCUCCAUUGGACAAUCUAUGGCAGUGGUAUGGUCCAUUGUUUGAGGCAUAGAGCGGCAGUCACAUUUGGAGCUUUAUUUUAUUUUCAAUUUGUGCAUCAGAUGUGAUCUCAGUGGGACCCUCCAACCACACCUCUGAGUCACUGAUUACAAGUCACCUGGCCAAGUUUAACCCAAUUUUAUGCCGUCCUGGGCAUACCUGGUUAAAAGCAUAAUAUAAACUCAUUCUUCUCUAGUGCAGAAAAUAUGUGAUUUAUAUCAGUCCUGAUUUGAAAAAAUAAAAUAAUCCAUUGUAAAAUUGGCUUGGGAAUAGUGUAUAGCAACUAAUCCAGGGAUUUGAACGCAAUAGUUGGGGCAGAUAAUAGUUUGGUUAAACUCCAAAAACCAGCUGUCCAGGAGAUUGCAGUGCAGCUUAUAGCUUGGUGAACCAUCCGAUGUGUAGAUUUUCUCUGGAUACUCACAUUCCUUCUUACAAGCAAACCAUUCCUUAAAUACAAUUGGUCAUGAAUCAAAAUGCAGGCAUCUUGAGCACCUGAUGUUUUACAAGGACCAAUGACACAAACGUCAUUAACCAUGGCCAAUCCACUAACGGAUGAGGGCUGCUGCAGGAUGAAAAUUAGUAUUGAUUUUCAACUCUUUUGUAUUUUUGAUUCUCAGCCGGAAUGAAAGUUCAGAUCGUCAACCACAGUACAAUCUGGUCAUCUGGUCGCAUAGCAUUACAUUAUAUGUUCAUGGUCACUUAUGUAUUUCUAAAGCAUUCGUGUCAUACAUGAUAUGUAUCGCACAUGUACCUUACAAAUCCAGGAUGCUGCACAGACCUAAACGAAUGCUGUGUUAGUAUGCAAUCUCAUAGAAUUAACGGAUGAGAGAGUACCGUCGUUAAUCUUACACAUAAGUCCUAUAUUUUUAUUCAUGUUAUUUCUUGGUUGUCGGAUGCCUAUACAGUAUUUGUACUGCUUCCUGUGGUUUUAAAUUGCUAGCUUGCUUGCACAAGACCUCAUGAGAUGAUCAUGUUGGAGUGUAGAGAAUAAACAUUUCUGGAAUGGG